CGGAACCGGAAGCGCGAGGACGCGGAGCCCAACAUGGCGGCCGCCUGGCCCGCGGGUCGGGCUUCCCCAGCGGCGGGGCCUCCGGGCCUCCUCCGCACUCUGUGGCUCGUGACGGUCGCCGCGGGACAUUGGGGGGCUGCUGCCUCUGGCGCCGUCGGCAGCGAGGAGACGCCCAAGUGUGAGGACCUCAGAGUGGGACAAUAUAUUUGUAAAGAACCAAAAAUAAAUGAUGCUACUCAAGAACCAGUAAACUGUACAAACUACACAGCUCAUGUUCAGUGUUUUCCAGCACCCAACAUAAUUUGUAAGGAUUACAGCGGUAAUGAAACACAUUUUACUGGAAAUGAAGUUGGUUUUCUCAAGCCCAUAUCUUGCCGGAAUGUAAAUGGCUACUCGUACAAAGUGGCAGUUGCAUUAUCUCUGUUUUUGGGUUGGCUGGGAGCAGAUCGAUUUUACCUCGGAUAUCCUGCCUUAGGCUUGCUAAAGUUUUGCACCGUAGGAUUUUGUGGAAUUGGGAGCCUAAUUGAUUUCGUUCUUAUUUCAAUGCAGUUUGGUGGACCUCUGCAUGUAUGUGACACUUCAGAUACAUUGGGAAACAAAGGGGAAUGA
Messenger RNA from Peromyscus maniculatus bairdii (prairie deer mouse), 609 nucleotides. The record is from RefSeq and is a predicted model, not a curated record. Lineage: Eukaryota; Metazoa; Chordata; Mammalia; Rodentia; Cricetidae.